CAUAACAAGAACGAAGUGCACAAUUUGUUAGUAGCUUUUCCUUAUUUGUAUUUUACCACCUCUAGAGAAAAAUUUUGGUAAGUAGUAAGGAAUUUGUUCAGUUAGUUAGGCAAUAUCCAAACAAUUCAUUUAAAUAUGCACAUAAAUGGAAAGAUACCGUUCUUUGAUUUUGAUGUAGUACUUGAUACUGAUACUGAGCAUCAUGGGCUUUUAGUACUAGUAGCAGUUACUCUGAGAUAGUGAACUUGGACUUGGUUUAGUUAGUGUUGUCAGUUGUCUGCUUAGUCCGGAAUUUUUAAAAUAAAAUAGUGCGUUAGAGUUAGUUACGGUUCAGGUAGCUAAUGUUCGAUAGUCUGAUGCCUCACUCUCGGAAGGCAGGUACUCUCUAAAAAUAAAGUUUAGGGCAUAUAAACAUUUUAAUAUUUGGGAUAAUUUAAAACAAAUUUUUUUUUAUAAAUUAUAAAGUCAAAGUUUAAAUUUUAAAGUUCCACUUGCCACGCCCACACUGACCGUGGCAAAGAGCCACCAAAAAACAUGUUUCAUUAGUUAAACUUGUCUUUAAUUAAAGUAUAUUUAAAUAAAGUUGCAGUGUCUGCCCUGCUAUAAUUAAUAAUUUAAAUAAUAAUAAUAUAGCCACAACACUUAAUUAACAUCACUAUACUAUACUUAUACUAAGUAUAAGUAAGGAUUAGUGAAAAAAAACAAGAUGAAUGAGAAUGAUUCAUGAAUAUUAAAUCAUAUAUGGACCAUUAUCUGUGUCAUUGUGGAUAGUCUUAUAAAUUAUUAGCUAUAAGUUACUUAUUAGUUAUAAGCCAUUACUCUAAAAAUAACACACUGGUGAAAACAUAGUCAUUAAAAAAAAAAACGAAGUGUCUACACGUCCGGCGCGCCGGACGUGUAGUGCGCAAGAUACACGUCCGGCGACUUGUCACGUGACCGCCGGACAUGGCCGGACGGCUAGUAGUUUUUAUAAUUCCAAACGAAGUACGAUUUAGUACAUCUUGUCUGGUCUUGUGGUAGAGUGGUUGCUUGACGAUAGGAAUGUUUGAGGAUCUAUACCGGGGAUAGGGUCGUUUUUUUUCUUCCCAUUUUAAUUAAAAUAUUUUGUAUAUAUUUAUAUUAUCAUGUUCCUCAGCAACAGUAGUUUCAUGAGAAGUUUUUAAAUAUUUUGUAGCAAUUGAAAUAAUUUAAAAUGAAAUCUUUAACUUUUAUUGGUUGCCACACUGGCCCCUAAUUUAUUUUAUGGAUUACUGGUACACAAAAUCUAACAAACUAAACAAAAAUGUUUACAAGCCACUUUCACUUAAGUUUCUUUUUCUAUUAUUUGCAUUCAAGAUACUCAGUACAUUACUUGGUAGAGAAAUAGAUUUUAAAAUUAACAAUAGUUUUGAAUUAUUCGCAGUCACGUGACAAGGCUGACCGACACGAUAUCUCUCGCCACUUUGUUACGGCGGUCAUGUGACUUGGUCGCCGGACACAUAGUGCGGGAGAUAGACGUCCGGCGCGUGUAGACACUGCCAAAAAAAAAAUUCUGAUAUUAGCUCUAUCUUAUUUUAGUGACUACAUCUAAUUCUAUCAUUUACAAUAGAGCCAAAAUUAUGGAACAGUUUGCCUCAAUCUUUGAGGGGAAUUUUAAAUGAUUAAAAAUCAUAUAAGAAACAAUUUAAAACUUUUUUGUUUAAAUAGAUUUUAGAGGACCAGAGCGCAGUGAGCAUGCUAAAGUGGCAUGGAUACCAGCGCAAUAUAAAUAUCAAAUCAAUAAUUAUUAUGCCAUGCUUUCAGGAAAUGUAAAAAAAAAAAAUACAACCCAUAGAUAUCACAUUGUAGCCCUCUUUGGCUAAUGAUACUCAGCAUCAGAUUUCUCAAUGGAGUAGGCCCCCAUAUUUCAAUGGGAUGACAAAUUAAAUCAUAUCUAACUUUGAUAAGAAAUUCAAAUGACAUUCUUACAUUGUAAAUAAAUUAUCCUAAAUCAUUUGAAUUUUUUAUUUUCAAAACCACUGUUGCAGUGUUAUUACAUACACAAUAUUUAUAGAUUAAACACUUCUAAAAAUAUUUCUGAAAAGAAGGGGCAGCAGAAAGGCAGUGACCUAUGACCUAUACAUACAGUUCAGCUUGCUGUGUAUCCAUUUAAACCUUAAAAUAAAAAUGAGGAAUUUUUUGUAUUUUUUUUCAUGUAAUCAUUUGUUUUCACUUCAUCUGUUUAAUUACCACCCCUUUUGUAAAAUUAAAGUUGAGGUUAACAUUUGUCACAAGACAGUCUUACGAAACAAAGCUGCUCCUAUGUUUAAUUUUUGUAUCUCAUUGUUGGUCGGCAGCCGACCAUCUUCUUGGGUUGAUGAUGCAGCUUCUUUUUAUUGACAUGUCAAUGGGUGACUCAUCAGACCGAUCCUGGAGUGGCAGUCUCUGCUGCAUUUUUGGCUGGACAAUUUGUCGGUUGGCUUAAAAUGGCUAAACCAUGGGCAAAACCAUGUGAAUUAAAUUAUCCUUACUUCCAAAAAUAACUAUUUCAGAUACAUUUAAAUAUUAAAACAGGGACAGAAUUUCAAAACAUGUGCCUUUUUCUUAUUUUCCUUAAUUGUGAUUUAUUUAUGCAACUUUUCUAAAUAACUGAGAAUAUUUUCAUUUUCCCCAAGAGUAUUGGACAACUACGAACAUGGCUUCCAGGGGAACCCAAGAGACAACCAAACUAAAACAUAACAUGGAGGAGCAGUUAGACAGACUUAUGCAGCAGUUGAUAGAUCUAGAGGAGUGCAGGUAGGCAGCAAUGUAGCAUAUAGGUAGGUAGCAAUGGAGCAUAUUGCAACUGAGGUUGACUCCCAAGCCGUUAUUAGGAUUUUGGGGGGCCCUAGUCAUGGAGCCUAGGUAGGGGGCCCGGGAAGGUGGGAUCCAGGGGGUGGAGCUCUCCUGGACCUGAGAAAACAACAGAAAAAAAGCGCCCGGUGAGGCCCCCUUGGCAUGGGGUCCUAGGUGGUCACCUGGUUUGCCUAUGCCUAAGAACGGUUAUGUUGACUCCAACAUGGUUUCUUGCUUUGCAGUUGUUCCAUUGGGAUCAAUAAAAUACUGUAUUAUUGUGGAUGGCCAUAGUGGGGGAUCAAUCUAGAAUCUCAAAGAAACAGGUUUUAUAAAAAAUAAAAUAUCAAGCCAACAAAAAAUAAAAUCUUUUAUUUUGAACAAAAUAUAUUCAUAUAAACUUGUGUACAUGGAGUCUAAGACACCAUCUUAAUGGACUGUAAAAAAAAAAGUCAAAUAAUUCUUUUGCAUCUAUUAUUACAUGUGAUCAGGUGUGUUGUUUCUGCAUAAAGAACUAAAAAGUUAAAAUAAUUUUUUGUAAUUUUAUAUUUCACCCACCCACCACCCUUACCUAAAUGUACUGUUCUCUUGACGUUCUUAAUGCUGAUAUAACAUAUAUACCAAUGAUAUCCAGAGCCCAGGCAGCACCGUUCCAAUCAUUAAAAGUUGCUGAUGGUACCACAAUCGUUAGCUCAAUAUCUGAAGAGGAAAAUUUAUAAAACGACUUAGUUACAAACUUUAUGAGUUGGCGUUAGGAAACAUUUCGUCAGUUGAUGUUUCAAAGACAAAAGACAUUGUUGUUUAUUUCCGGGGAAAGGGGGGGGGGGGGGGGGGGGGUAUGGAAAUUUCACAAUAAAAAAAAUCACAGAAAAGAGCAAGUAGAGACAUUUAUAAGAAACUAAGUGUCACCAUUAUUAAUGAAUUAACUUGGCAUGAACAUGCCAAAAUUCUGUAUAAAAAAGUAAACCAAAGAAUUUUGGUGUAAAUAAACAAGUUAUUAACUUAUUCUACAGUGCAACAAUUGGAAGCCUACUAAACUUCAGUUUACCAUGUUGCUCAUUAGGACUUCAUCGUCUGACAUCAAACACAGAUUAAAUAGACUAAUGAAGAAAGCUAGUAAUAUCACACAAAGUAAACAUCCUUCACUUGAAGAACUAUUUGAGAAAAAAUGCUGUUGUAAACUAAACACAUUUUUUGGAUAAUGCAUCCCACCCAUUUAAUCAUAGAUACCUAAGAUCACAUCCCACCCUUUUCAUCAUAGAUACCUAAGAUCACAUCCCACCCUUUUCAUCACAGAUACCUAAGAUCAGCUUGAUCAGGGUGAAUUCCUUUCCAUAAAGUUGAUUUACCAGCAUGCUCCCCCAGUGGUUACUAUGAUCACUAAUUAAGUAACUGUUGUCACUAAUGCAGUUAAGGUUUUUGGUAUACUAGCCAAUAUAUCUGGCUUUACUCUGGGUUUGUAUUCGGAAAAAACUUCUAAAGCCUUAUAAACGUGAAUGUAAUUUUAGUGCCCUGUCAAAACAAUUCUCUAAAGUACCAGUUAAAUUUUUAAAAAAUUUACUAUAAAAAUCCACAUUUAUUAUAAAACUUAUAAACAUUGAAUUUGGGGCUAACCCCAUUUCAAUUGAUAUUAAAAGACAAAUGUAAUUUUUAAAAAUUGUCUUAUUAACAGAUGUAUUCAUCAGAAUCAAAUCUACGGUUGCUUUUCAAUUAAAAUAAAAUAAUGGGGUUAUUUUAGUUAUCCAUAAGAUGGGUGCAGUGGCGUAGGCGUAGCUAGGGGUGUGCGGACCGCACUGGAUGACACCAGCCCUAGCUACGCCACUGCAUAAGGGCACUAUAAAAAUGAUUUAGAUAAAUAUUAAAGUUGAUUUUUUAAAUUUCUCCCCUUACAAUCUGAAGGAAUUUGCAAAGAUGUUACCUUUAAAAUUUUACUAAUGUGGCCCAGGGCAGCAAAAAAACAUACUCUUUAAUGCUUUACAGCACUGAGUAUUUUAGGCAGGAUAAUUUUAAAAAAACUUUAUUUGUAAUAUGAUAUAUCCCAUCAUAUUUGGUAGUAAACUUUAUUUGUAAAAAUUUCCCAUUUUAUUAGGUAGAAAACUUUAUUUGUAAAAAUGUCCCAUGAUAUUAGAUAGAAAACUUUAUAUGUAAAAUGUCCUGUGAAAUUAGGUAGAAAACUUUAUUUGUAAAAAUGUCCCAUCAUAUUAGCUAGAAAACGCCCAAGCUUAAGCUUUUUAUUUAAAUAAAAUUUGGACCCUCCCAGCACAAAAAGAUGGGGAUAUUUUUAGUUUGAAAUCCACCUAUAUUUUAUAAAGGAUUAUGGAUUGUAUGUUUACCAAGUUUGACCUAGAUGCCACAAUUGACAUUGAAGCUUGAAUUGUAACAAAACAUCUUCUUGUUUAGCUUUAGUUAUUAGAAUGAAAAUACACAGUGGAACCAUCUACACUCACUCGAAACUAUCGAGAAACUUCAAAAAUGUCUUUAAAUUUAAUUUAAUAACAUUUGAAGAAACUCAUGGAGACCUAUGGAAACAUAAGAAACAUAAAAAGUAUUUUUAUAUUACCUUAAAACCCUUUUUUAACAAAAAUAGAACAUUUUAAAAUAAGGUAGAAAAUUCAAGAAACUUAAACAAAAAUUUUUUAAACUUGUGAAAGGUCAAUCUUUUAUAUGAUCAUUGUUUCAAUAAUAAAGCUUCGAAAAAAAAAAGUCCCGUAACUCUAGACGUUUUCCAUUAAAGUUUUAAAAACAGGAGUAGGGGUUGGGGACCCUUUCUAAAAGGUUUUAAUUAAGAUAGGGACCCUAAAUAAUUCAUCCGAUAAAUAGUCAAGUUAAAAAUGUAAAAGCAGUCCCAUUAAAAUCUGUUGAAAAAUGUAAGAGAUACAGUGUUCAUCAGGAAAAUGAUAUUAGGGACCUUGAUCCCAACAGGGGUGAAUAUUAUGAGUUUAAAAUCCUCCAGUAUUUAAAUAUGCAUUUUUACCAAGUUUGGUCUAGAUAUAUCAAAUUAAUUGUAAUUUUAUUUAUAUAGCUCAUAGAAAAAAAUGAAAUUUGGGCCCCCAACCAAUGUUCCCUUUAAGCUGCACGGCUGUGCACAACUGUAUGAUUUUCCACACGAACCAGCAAACCUUAGAGGGAUCAUUGCCCCCAACCCUGAACGGGAUAUUAAAAAAAAAAAUUUAAAACACUGUCAACAUUUCCUUCUGGAUAAGGAAGUGAAACAACUACGUAUCCCAAGUUUGAUCUAUUAAUCCAUGUAUAAAUGUAUGCAGUACAGACUUAUCUUCUCAUGCAUAUAGUAGAUACAUCUUUUAUCAGAAAGAUACAUGGAUAAACAUUUGAAAUCUUAUUAAGAGAUUUAAAUUACCAUUUUUAAAAAUUUCGUACAUACAUCUAAUUUAAAACUCUUUGUUUACACAUUGAUGAAUAUUGGUCGGUAUCAUGUUUUAUGUUUUUUUUAUGUUCAGUAUUUUGCACCGUUUUUAACUGUAACAAUUCUUUGUCAUUAACUGUAACAAUACUUUAUCAUUAACUUUAACAAUACUUUGUCAUUAACUGUAACAAUACUUUGUCAUUAACUGUAACAAUACUUUGUCAUUAACUGUAACAAUACUUUGUCAUUAACUGUAAUAAUUCUUUGUCAUUAACUGUAACAAUACUUUGUCAUUAACUGUAACAAUACUUUGUCAUUAACUGUAACAAUACUUUGUCAUUAACUGAUACAAGUAAGAAAUCUAGACAUAAACUUAUAUUUUAUGGCAUUUAAUAAGAUUAUAAUGAAUGUAAAACAUGUAAAUAUUUAAUUAAAAAAGAUCAAUCUACUAUGGACUUAAAUUGUUUGGUGUGUAACAAAUUGUGCCACUCAGACACUGUGCCACUCAGACACUGUGCCACUCAGACACUGUGCCAUUCAGACACUGUGCCAUUCAGACACUGUGCCAUUCAGACAUUGUGCCACUCAGACAUUGUGCCACUCAGACACUGUGCCACUCAGACACUGUGCCACUCAGACACUGUGCCACUCAGACAUUGUGCCACUCAGACAAGACAAUGUGCCAUUCAGACACUGUGACAUUCAGACACUGUGCCAUUCAGACAUUGUGCCACUCAGACAUUGUGCCACUCAGACACUGUGCCACUCAGACACUGUGCCACUCAGACACUGUGCCACUCAGACAUUGUGCCACUCAGACACUGUGCCAUUCAGACAUUGUGCCAUUCAGACAUUGUGCCAUUCAGACACUGUGCCACUCAGACACUGUGCCACUCAGACACUGUGCCACUCAGACAUUGUGCCACUCAGACAUUGUGCCAUUCAGACAUUGUGCCACUCAGACAUUUUGCCACUCAGACAUUGUGCCACUCAGACAUUUUGAUAUGUCCAUCAAAUGCACCCACCCAUUCAGUGAUGUAGUUUUACGGAUUUGAAAAGCUGAUUUGGAGCUAAUUCACAAACUUGCCAUUCUCCCUUCCCCAUGCGCUCCUCCUUUAUAAAGUUAUAAUUGGCCACGAACUAUGUGACAAUUCUAAUCUAAUGUUCACCCUCACUUAUCACAUGCAAGAAACUGUUGUUUCUCAAUUGAAAAAAGUUAUUUCAAAUAUUUCUGAAAGCCAAUAGAAUAAAGCUUUAUUUCAAAUAUUUCUGAAAGCCAAUAGAAUAAAGCUUUAUUUCAAAUAUUUCUGAAAGCCAAUAGAAUAAAGCUUUAUUUCAAAUGUUUCUGAAAGCCAAUAGAAUAAAGCUUUAUUUCAAAUAUUUCUGAAAGCCAAUAGAAUAAAGCUUUAUUUCAAAUGUUUCUGAAAGCCAAUAGAAUAAAGCUUUAUUUCAAAUAUUUCUGAAAGCCAAUAGAAUAAAGCUUUAUUUCAAAUGUUUCUGAAAGCCAAUAGAAUAAAGCUUUAUUUCAAAUGUUUCUGAAAGCCAAUAGAAUAAAGCUUUAUUUCAAAUAUUUCUGAAAGCCAAUAGAAUAAAGCUUUAUUUCAAAUGUUUCUGAAAGCCAAUAGAAUAAAGCUUUAUUUCAAAUAUUUCUGAAAGCCAAUAGAAUAAAGCUUUAUUUCAAAUGUUUCUGAAAGCCAAUAGAAUAAAGCUUUAUUUCAAAUGUUUCCGAAAGCCAAUAGAAUAAAGCUUUAUUUCAAAUGUUUCUGAAAGCCAAUAGAAUAAAGCUUUAUUUCAAAUGUUUGCACCCAACAAAAGGGCUUGAAACCCUUCAUUUAAUUCAUUAAUACAUGUUUGAAAAUGCUCUGUUCUGAAUAAAAUCUUAUUAAAAAUUCAUACAUCCAUAAUAAUUUAAAUUGAAAGUCCCUCAUAGUCAUUUAGAAAUUAUUAUUUUUAACUCUUUACUCUCUACAUUUUACGAUUUUUAAAAUUAUGUCUUUUGGUGUUAGGAGAUUAUGGUGAAACUUUCCUUGAAUUAUCUGUAGUAGGUCAGGGCCAUCUUUCGGUCAGGAGAAAUGACCUUGUUAAAUUUAGUAGUAGUCCAUUGUUUGGUUUUCUUGUGAUUGAUCAACUCAUCUACAAACAUAGUCACACUGAGCUGUCCCCAGUAAGGGAUGGCUGAUUUUUGAGCUACAUAAAUACUUUCAGAUUUCUUUUGUUUAAAUUUUUCUAAUUGUAAAAUGUUGUCCCGGUUAAAAGAUAAAUUUAUUUAUGAAAUUGAAUAUGUACAACGUAAUAAAAAUACAGACGUUUCUAGUUAUAUGUAUUAAUAAAAGAAUCUUAUCCUAUCUCAUGCUACAAAGCCGGUUGUAUUUCCAGGAGUGACCUUGAACCAGAAGAGUAUGAGGAGACCAAAAAGGAAACAGUCGAGCAAUUAAAAGAAUUUCAGGAAAAUUUGAACAAAAUGGUUGAAGGGAACCUGAGCCUGGUCGACCAGCUGAAUGGGAUGCAAUUGGUAAAUGUGUACAUUUGUAAAUGUUUGGUAAAUCACUUUGGUAAAUGAUGUUAGUAUGUGACUUUGGUAAAUCAUAAUUGGUAAAUCACGCUGGUAAAUGACUUUGGUGUAUCACUUUGGUAAUUCACUUUGGAAAUGACUUUGGUAAAUGACGUUGGAUCCAGUCAUAAAUUGGACAAAAUAUUCUCAAUUAAUCUUUUGCCUGACAAUUUACCUGAACAUUGUUAACAAAAACCAUUAUUUGAUUUUACUUCAUUUUUGUUUCACAUCUUUGACCCAAAUAAUCUCCCUCCCCAGGCUAUUCAAGCGGCCAUCAGUGAAGCUUUUAAGACCCCAGAAGUGAUACGUUUGUUUGCCAAAAAACAACCUGGACAGUUGAGAUCAAGAUUGGCGGAUGUAAGUAUGCUUCAUCUUAAACAUUUCUCAGUCUUCUAUUGUCUGACACAUUUUUCUUUGGCUUUCACCAACUAUAGAAUGACUUUAUAUGGACAAAAAUUGUAAUGAGUUCCAAAAGAUUCUUUUAAAAAAUUUUUUUUUAGAUGGCCAAAACGGUGGGCAUUCUACUUAUUCAUCCAAAUGGAUGCUGACUUAAAACUUCAUUGGUUAACUUUCUUUUUUUACUAAGGGUUAUCUCCACCUGUAAAAAUAAUAAGAAUCCUUGUUUUGGGCUGAUGAGUCUAAUCCGGCCGGCUAUAAGCCUGUAGCUGGGGACAGUCCUAGAAAAAUUCAAACCCACUCCCAGUUGACUGAGUCAGAUGUGCCGCUACUGUAGGCCUACAACACCCCUGUUAACUGUGAAACAGAUGUGCCUACAACAGGGCCAGAGUUUUAGUAAUGGAAAGGGAAAAUAAAUCUUGAAGUAGAUGGACAGCAUCUUCAUGAGUGUGUGCAAACAUAUUUUAUUGAGAAUGGAUUUGGAGUUUUUAAAACCUUUUCUUUGAAAGUUUUAUUCCACUCCAACUAAGGCACAAACUUUUGUGUCAAUAAUACUAUUUACAUAUUGUUUGUGUGUUAAUAAUUUUCUUUAACCUGAUAUGAUUUAUUUUGAAAUUGAUAUAUCUUUUUAGCUUGAUAUGAUUUCUUUAACUUGAUAUAUAUUUUUAACUUGAUAUAAUUUCUUUUUAACUUGAUAUGAUUUCUUUAACUUGAUAUAUAUUUUUAACUUGAUAUGAUUUCUUUUUAACUUGAUAUGAUUUAUUUUUAACUUGAUAUAAUUUCUUUUUAACUUGAUAUGAUAUCUUUUUAACUUGAUAUGAUUUAUUUUUAACUUGAUAUAAUUUCUUUUUAACUUGAUAUGAUAUCUUUUUAACUUGAUAUAUCUUUUUAACUUGAUAUGAUUUAUUUUUAACUUGAUAUAAUUUCUUUUUAACUUGAUAUGAUAUCUUUUUAACUUGAUAUGAUAUCUUUUUAACUUGAUAUGAUUUAUUUUUGCUCCAGCUUCUUCUACUGUCAUGACAUUUUUUUCAAUGGUUGAACUUUUGAAAAUCUUUGUUAAAUAUGAGUUUCUAGCAUUGACCUGUUUUAUUGUUGAUAGAUCAGACGAGAUGAAAAGAUCGGAAAACUGCCCAAAGAUCUGGCCAUCCAGCAGUCUGUGGAGAUUUUGACAGCCCUUAAAAAACUGGGGGAGACUUUAACAUCGGAGGAGGUGGCCUACCUGCAGCUGAACUCUUCAGGAAGUCUCAAGGAGUUUGAACGAGUUUCAGCAGACAUAGGUCAAGUGUUGUAGUUAAUACAAUUAUAUUUAUGGGGGUCAUCUCAGUUACACAGGCACGGUCAAUAAGUCAGAGGAAAGGCCUGGUCCAUAAGUCAGAGGAAAGGCCUGGUCCAUAAGUCAGAGGAAAGGCCUGGUCCUUAAAUCAGGGAAAGGCCUGGUUCUUAAGUCAGAGGCAAGGCCUGGUCCUUAAGUCACAGGAAAGGCCUGGUUCUUAAGUCAGAGGCAAGGCCUGGUCCAUAAGUCAGACGCAAGGCCUGGUCCUUAAGUGAGAGGCAAGCAUGGUCCAUUAAUGAUGGGCAACGAUUGGCCAUUAAAUCAGGGCCAAAAUGUUGUCAGUAAAUCAAGAGCAGGCAUUUAUAGGAAUCUGAUUUAUUUCAUGUAACUUACAUUGCUGUUUCCAAAAAGGAAAUAUUGAAAAAAUUUAACAAGGAAUAUGGUAGAUUAUCUACAAAUAAAUUCUGAACUAUCGUGUACAAAGUACAUGUAAAAGUGUACCGUAAUACCAAUGGAUGAUUGUGUUAAAAUUGGAGUGUUCAUUAUUAUUUUUUUUCUGCCCUGUUGGUUUGUUCCAGCUUAGUGUAAUAUCUUAAUUUUAUGUGACAUCCAAGUUUUAUGUGAUAUCUUAAGUUUUACGUGACAUCCAAGUUUUAUGUGACAUCCAAGUUUUAUGUGACAUCCAAGUUUUAUGUGACAUCCAAGUUUUAUGUGACAUCUUAAGUUUUAUGUGACAUCUUAAGUUUUAUGUGACAUCUUAAGUUUUAUGUGACAUCUUAAGUUUUAUGUGACAUCUUAAGUUUUAUGUGACAUCUUAAGUUUUAUGUGACAUCCAAGUUUUAUGUGACAUCUUAAGUUUUAUGUGACAUCCAAGUUUUAUGUGACAUCUUAAGUUUUAUGUGACAUCUUAAGUUUUAUGUGACAUCUUAAGUUUUAUGUGACAUCCAAGUUUUAUGUGACAUCUUAAGUUUUAUGUGACAUCUUAAGUUUUAUGUGACAUCCAAGUUUUAUGUGACAUCUUAAGUUUUAUGUGACAUCUUAAGUUUUAUGCGACAUCUUACGUUUCAUGUGACAUCUUAAGUUUUGUGUGACAUCUUAAGUUUUAUGUGACAUCUUAAGUUUUAUGUGACAUCUUAAGUUUCAGAUGAUUCACACUUUAACUUUUAAUAUUCUUGUUCCUUCAGGAUCAGGUGAAAAAGUUCUGGCCGUAGCAGGGACUCAAGUUGAAAUGGCCAGCAAAUGACCAUCUGUCAAACUACAAACCAAUGCCAUCUCUUUGCUACAAGACAAAUGUUGUUUCCAAAAUAAGGAUUUUGUUAUGUAAAUUUGAAUAUUGCUGCCAUUAUUUGAUGUACACUUGAGUGAUGAUUCUCAUGUUGUAGUAUGUAUGUUAUUUGCAUCAAUUUAAAUUUAAUAUUAGGUACCUGCCAUGCUAGAGUGAGAAUACCUGUAACUGAAUAAACAACUAUAUAAUGCCAUAUAAUUUUGUUGUAGUGAUAAGUUUUCAAAAUAAUAAUUUACAGACAACACAAGGGUAGUCUUCUUGUGAAACCUUGCUGUUUGGGAACCUAUGGUGGGCAAGGGCAAACAUUUUACAAACAGAAUAUUUCCCUCCUUUGAUAGUAUACUUUUUAUAACAGAAUAUUUCCCUCCCUUGAUAGCAAACAUUUUACAAACAAAAUAUUUCCCUCCUUUGGUAGCAAACAUUUUACAAACAAAAUAUUUCCCUCCUUUGAUAGCAAACAUUUUACAAACAAAAUAUUUCCCUCCUUUGAUAGCAAACAUUUUACAAACAAAAUAUUUCCCUCCUUUGAUAGCAAACAUUUUACAAACAGAAUAUUUCCCUCUUUUGAUAGCAAACAUUUUACAAAC
This is a messenger RNA of Lymnaea stagnalis (great pond snail), 12246 nucleotides long. Lineage: Eukaryota; Metazoa; Mollusca; Gastropoda; Lymnaeidae. The record is from the annotation of a GenBank genome assembly.